GUAUUUGCUGUCCUAAUACGCUUUCUUCCGCUGCAGGCAGAGCUGCUGUGCGCCAAACCACGAGCAACUUCUUGGGUAUGGAGCUCUCAACCUCCACAGCCAAUCCCUCUUUCUUCUUCAACCACAGCAGCAUCAGUUCCUUCCCUUUCAACGAGUUCCUCUCACCUGCAACUCUUAAAAUUCCCCCAGUAUCCUCUGCGUCUCUUUUCCUACGCUCCAAACAUAGCCUUAUUUCCGGGAAUAAAAGGAGAAGAAUAAAAAGUCAUACCUUCAUAUCCCGGACUGCCCAUUUCAACCCCGUGGCCAAUGUUCAACUCAGUGACAUAGCAGCAGCUCGAGUGGAAGAGCCAGUGGAGGUUGAGGUUGCAGAGGGUUACACCACAACUCAAUUUUGUGAUAAGAUUAUUGAAGUCUUUUUAAAUGAAAAGCCGAAGGCAAAGGAAUGGAGGAAGUAUAUGGUGUUCAGAGAGGAGUGGAAAAAGUAUAGGGAAACCUUCUAUAAUCGGUGUCGUUCUCGUGCAGAUGCAGAAACUGAUCCUACUAUGAAGCAGAAAUUGAUUUCACUGGGACGAAAGGUUAAGAAGAUUGAUGAUGAAAUGGAAGGACAUAGCGAACUUCUUAAGGAGAUCCAAGACAGUCCAACGGACACCAAUGCAAUUGUUUCACAGCGGCGUAAAGACUUCACAGGAGAAUUUUUCAGCUACCUCACUCUAGUGUCAGAGACUUACGACAGUUUGGAGGAUCGUGAUGCAAUGGCACGACUGGGGGCUAGGUGCUUGUCCGCUGUCAGUGCUUAUGAUAAUACCCUGGAAUAUGUGGAUACAUUAGAUGUUGCUCAGGCCAAAUUUGAUGAUAUCCUUGACUCUCCUUCAGUGGAUGUGGCAUGUGAGAAGAUUAAAAGCCUUGCCAAAGCAAAGGAACUUGAUUCCUCAUUGAUUCUGUUGAUAAAUAGUGCUUGGGCUUCGGCAAAGGAAUCCACAACUAUGACAAAUGAGGUCAAAGAUAUAAUGCAUCGCUUAUAUAAGGCCACAAAGAGCAGUCUUAGGAGCAUUGCGCCAAAAGAAAUAAAGCUGCUUAAGCAUUUGCUGAACAUCACAGAUCCUGAAGAGCGGUUCUCGGCACUGGCAACAGCUUUCUCUCCUGGUGAUGGACAGGAAGCCAAGGACCCUAAUGCUUUAUACACGACUCCCAUGGAGCUGCACAAAUGGAUUAAAAUCAUGCUUGAUGCGUUCAAUCUCAACACAGAAGAUUCUGACAUUAGGGAAGCCAAACAAAUGGCUCAGCCUGUGGUUAUACAAAGGCUGUCCAUCCUUAAGGAAACCAUUGAAGAGGAAUAUUUGGAGCACAGCAUGUUUCAAGAUUCUAAAACAGAAGGGGACACUAAAUCGGAUGAGUUGUGAGGUGCUACUCAUUUCAUCUCUAGAAAAGCACUACCAUCAGCUGCCAAGUUCAUACUAUGGACUAAACUGCAGUUUUAUGAUAAAGCUUAAGUUCUCAACGGUGAAUUGCAGGAGUAAAUGGCAUCGCACAUCUUUGUCUUCAUUAUCGACUCUCUUU
Messenger RNA from Juglans microcarpa x Juglans regia, 1557 nucleotides. RefSeq lists its product as uncharacterized. The transcript has 6 exons. The record is from RefSeq and is a predicted model, not a curated record. NCBI's taxonomy places the organism in Eukaryota, Viridiplantae, Streptophyta, Magnoliopsida, Fagales, Juglandaceae. Gene Ontology annotation, cellular component: chloroplast thylakoid membrane; chloroplast envelope. The coding region runs from base 78 to 1400 and encodes 440 amino acids.